Saccostrea cuccullata (small rock oyster) is the source of this 1078-nucleotide messenger RNA. RefSeq names its product M-phase inducer phosphatase-like. Gene Ontology annotation, biological process: protein dephosphorylation; positive regulation of G2/MI transition of meiotic cell cycle; positive regulation of G2/M transition of mitotic cell cycle. The record is from RefSeq and is a predicted model, not a curated record. Gene Ontology annotation, molecular function: protein tyrosine phosphatase activity. The transcript is spliced from 9 exons. Lineage: Eukaryota; Metazoa; Mollusca; Bivalvia; Ostreida; Ostreidae. Gene Ontology annotation, cellular component: cytoplasm; nucleus. The coding region runs from base 22 to 1056 and encodes 344 amino acids.
GGUGCACUGAUUACGAGGAGCAUGGAAUUUUCACAGAAAUUAACAAACUUGCCUCCCUUUGGCCAGCUCCACUUCGAUGACAGUGACGACGAUAUGGACGUUGAUAUCGCCGACAUUCUGACCCCCUCCAGGGCCCCGGGUCAUAUAUCGCUCUUAUCCCCAAUGAUGGACGAGGACUCUGGUCUAGGAAUGGACACGGACGAUUCAGACCAAAUUGAACUUGAAUCUUCCUUCAAUGGUUUGAAAAACACGCCGAAGUUUUCAUUACAGCGUGACGACCAAAAUUCCGGAAGUAGACUUAUCCCCAGACGUACUCUCUUUGGACAAAGUUCCUAUAACAGAGAAGAUGGCUCUUAUUGUAAAACAAGAAGAGAGAAACAAAUUAUACACAGAGGAACAAUAUUAAAGAAGUCUUUGUCUUUUGAGGACUCUCCUCUCGUCAGAGCUGAGGAAACGGAAGUGAAGACUGCAGUUGCGCGGCUGACGGACGAGGAAAACCUUAUAGGAGACGGAAGUCAGGAAUGUUCUCUUCCCACCAUCAGGGGCAAGCACAGUGAUCUGAAAACCAUUACCGGAGAUACGGUGGUUGCAUUGCUGAGCGGGCGUUAUAAUGACGUCAUUUCCAGUUUCCGACUCAUUGACUGCAGAUAUCCAUAUGAAUACGAAGGCGGUCAUGUAAUGUCAGCUGACAAUAUCUACAAACAGACAGACAUUUCCAAUAUCCUGGAGAAUGCUACUUUGGAUGAUAAACGUCAUAUUCUUAUAUUUUACUGUGAAUUUUCAUCAGAGCGCGGACCAAAAAUGUACCGGAAGCUGCGCAGUGCAGACCGUGAGGUAAAUAAGGAUUAUUAUCCCCGACUGUUCUAUCCGGAAAUUUAUCUGUUACACGAGGGCUACAAAUCAUUUUUCCAAUAUCAUAAGAACUUUUGCACACCACAAGACUAUAAACCAAUGCUUCAUAAAGACCACUCGAACGAUCUACGUCAUUUCCGGACCAAAUCUAAGUCUUGGUCCGGUAGUGAGAGAAGAAGUGGACCACACAGACUCUUCUUUUAGAGAGUUGCUGGAUCAAAAACAC